CUCAGUCUGAGGCAGGGAGAGGCCGAGCAGCACACACACACAAACAGAGCAGCAGAAUAACAUGGAAUAACAUCCAGAGGAUCGCCGGGACUCUGCCGUCAGGGUCAUCGGGUGGCAGGUAGCCGUGAGUUUCUGGACUUGCUGCUCUAAGCCUUCAUCCAGCACCACAGCGUCCAGCUCCAGCACUCCAUCACCAUGGCUGGAGCCUCCGUGAAGGUGGCCGUGAGGGUCCGACCCUUCAACUCCAGAGAAAUUGGGAAAGAGAGCAAGUGCAUCAUACAGAUGUCUGGCAACACCACCACAAUCAUAAACCCGAAACAGCCAAAAGAGAACAAGAGCUUCAACUUUGACUAUUCUUACUGGUCUCACACAACGCCGGAGGAUAUUAACUAUGCCGAUCAGAAACAAGUGUAUAAAGACAUCGGAGAAGAGAUGCUCCUCCAUGCGUUUGAAGGCUACAAUGUCUGCAUCUUCGCCUACGGCCAGACUGGAGCUGGAAAGUCUUACACCAUGAUGGGCAAACAGGAGAAAGACCAGCAGGGCAUCAUUCCUCUGCUCUGUGAAGACCUGUUCACCAAGAUUAACGACAACGGUGACAACAACAUGUCGUACUCAGUGGAGGUCAGCUAUAUGGAGAUCUACUGUGAGCGUGUGCGUGACCUGCUGAACCCCAAAAACAAAGGAAACCUGCGAGUGCGAGAGCAUCCACUAAUGGGGCCCUAUGUGGAAGAUCUGUCCAAGCUGGCCGUCACGUCCUACAAUGACAUCCAGGAUCUGAUGGACUCCGGAAACAAAGCCAGAACCGUGGCAGCUACCAACAUGAACGAGACCAGCAGCCGCUCCCACGCUGUCUUCAACAUCAUCUUCACACAGAAGCGGCAUGACAGUGACACAGACAACACCUCAGAAAAGGUCAGCAAAAUCAGCCUGGUGGACUUGGCAGGCAGUGAAAGAGCUGAUUCAACUGGAGCCAAAGGGACCAGACUGAAGGAAGGAGCUAAUAUUAAUAAAUCCCUGACAACGCUUGGCAAAGUGAUUUCUGCUUUAGCUGAAAUGGACUCUCUACCAAACAAGAACAAGAAGAAGAAGAAGGCAGAGAGCUUUAUACCCUACAGAGACUCUGUACUGACCUGGCUGCUUAGGGAGAAUCUUGGUGGGAAUUCACGCACUGCCAUGGUAGCAGCUCUCAGUCCUGCGGAUAUCAACUACGACGAGACCCUCAGCACCCUCAGGUACGCCGACCGAGCGAAGCAGAUCCGCUGCAACGCCGUCAUCAACGAAGACCCGAACAACCGGUUAGUGCGCGAGCUGAAGGAGGAAGUGGCUCGACUGAAGGACCUCCUCUAUGCCCAGGGUCUUGGGGACAUCAUUGAAACAUAUCGCGCGACCGGGCCUGGAGUAGCGGCUCUGAAAUUGACCAAUGCCAUGACAGGGAUGAGUCCGUCCCCGUCUCUUUCGGCCCUGUCCAGCCGGGCCGGCUCCAUCAGCAGCCUGCACGACCGCAUCAUGUUCAGCCCCGGCAGUGAGGAGGCCAUCGAGAGGCUGAAGGAAACAGAGAAGAUCAUAGCAGAGCUCAACGAGACCUGGGAGGAGAAGCUGCGGCGUACGGAGGCCAUCAGGAUGGAGAGGGAGGCUCUUUUGGCUGAAAUGGGAGUGGCCAUGAGGGAGGAUGGAGGCACGGUGGGAGUGUUCUCUCCCAAAAAGACGCCUCACCUGGUCAACCUGAACGAAGACCCACUGAUGUCCGAGUGCCUACUGUACUACAUCAAAGACGGCAUCACCAAGGUCGGCCGUGAGGACGCCAGCUGUAGGCAAGACAUUGUCCUGAGCGGUCACUUUAUUAAAGAAGAGCACUGUAUCUUCACCAGUAGCACCAGCCCGUCAGGCGAGGGCGUGGUUGUUCUGGAGCCUUGCAAGGACGCCGAGACCUACGUUAACGGCAAGAAAGUGACAGAGCCCACCGUGCUCAGAUCAGGGAACCGUAUCAUCAUGGGGAAGAGCCAUGUGUUCCGCUUUAAUGACCCAGAGCAGGCGAGGCAGGAGCGGGAGCGCACCCCCUGCGCUGAGACGCCCGUAGAGCCUGUGGACUGGGCCUUCGCCCAGAGAGAGCUGCUGGAGAAACAGGGCAUAGACAUGAAACAGGAAAUGGAGCAGAGAUUGCAGGAGCUUGAGGAUCAGUACCGCAGAGAGAGAGAAGAAGCAAGCAACCUUCUUGAGCAGCAAAGACUGGACUAUGAGAGCAAGCUGGAGGCUCUUCAGAGGCAGGUUGACUCCCGGUAUUACCCAGAGACCACAGAGGAGGAAGAGGAACCAGAGGAAGAGGCAGUUGCCUGGACCAAGCGGGAGACUGAGCUGGCGCUCUGGGCUUUCCGGAAAUGGCGCUUCUACCAGUUCACCUCUCUGCGAGACCUGCUGUGGGGCAAUGCCAUCUUCCUCAAAGAGGCCAACGCCAUCAGCGUCGAGCUGAAGAAGAAGGUUCAGUUCCAGUUUGUGCUGCUGACAGACACACUCUACUCUCCACUCCCUCCUGAUCUCCUGCCCCCCAGUGUAGCUAAGGACCGAGAGAAAAGACCCUUCCCUCGUACCAUCGUAGCAGUGGAGGUUCAGGACCAGAAAAAUGGAGCCACACACUACUGGACCUUAGAGAAGCUGAGACAGAGGCUGGACCUGAUGAGAGAAAUGUACGAUCGUGCCGCAGAAGUCCCCAGCAGUGCCAUGGAGGACUGUGACCACACGCUAACCGGCGGUGACCCUUUCUACGACCGCUUCCCCUGGUUCCGUCUCGUAGGCCGCACCCCCAUUCUGAACACGUGCAUGAGCGAGCGCAUGAGAGACCCCACCCCCUCCCCCACCCUCUCCGACCCCGAGUCUGACAUAACCGAGCUCGCAGACGAGCGGCAUUAUGGGAAGGUGGAGGAGGAGUUGGAGGAGGAGUUGGAGGACCUGGACCCUGAGAUCUUUGCAGAGGACGGGGGCUCAGAGCCGCAGGAGGGGCCGCGGUGCCCCCAAGCCAGCGAAGGCCAGGACCCCUUUUACGACCGCUGGCCUCUGUUCAGUUUAGUGGGAAGGGCGUUCGUGUAUUUGAGCAACCUGCUGUAUCCUGUACCGCUGGUGCACCGGGUGGCCAUAGUGAGCGAGAAGGGCGAGGUGAAAGGCUUCCUGCGGGUGGCGGUGCAGGCCAUCUCAGCUGAUGAAGAAGCUCCAGACUACGGCUCAGGUGUUCGGCAGUCAGGAACCGCAAAGAUCUCCUUCGAGGACCAGCAGUUUGAGAAGUUUCAGACGGACUCUUGCUCCGGGGGGAUGUCCCACUCCAACACAUCGCAGGAGGAGCUGCGGAUUGUAGAGGGAGAGGGACAAAACUCUGAAAUAAGUCUCUCAGCUGACGAGGUCAACAACAACACCUGCACAGAUAGUCCUGAUGUUCCUGGCAGUCCUGUGAAAACUCUGGAGGUCUCGGGGGACACAAUGCAGGACAAAGUGUUCCAGCACCUGAAGAUUGGCAGCACCUUUACCUUCAGAGUGACCGUCCUGCAGGCGUCCAGCAUCUCCGCCGAAUACGCAGACAUAUUCUGCCAGUUCAACUUCAUCCACAGGCAUGACGAGGCUUUCUCCACCGAACCCUUGAAGAACACAGGCAGGGGACCUCCACUGGGGUUCUACCACGUCCAGAAUAUCACGGUUGAGGUCACCAAGUCUUUUGUGGAGUACAUCAAGAGUCAGCCCAUAGUUUUUGAGGUAUUCGGGCACUACCAGAAGCAGCCCUUCCCUCCUCUCUGUAAAGAUCUCAUCAGUCCUCUACGCCCGUCCAGAAGGCAGUUCCCCCGGGUGAUGCCUUUAUCCAAACCAGUGCCUGCCACCAAACUGAGUGCAAUGACCCGCUCUUCUGCUGGACCAUGCCACUGCAAAUACGACCUCAUGGCUUUCUUUGAGAUCUGUGAGCUCGAAGCUAAUGGAGACUACAUCCCAGCUGUGGUUGAUCACAGAGGAGGAAUGCCCUGCCACGGGACAUUCCUACUGCACCAGGGCAUCCAAAGGAGAAUCACAGUGACGAUAGCCCAUGAAACGGGCAGUGACAUUGAAUGGAAGGAGGUUAAGGAGCUGGUUAUCGGACGGAUCCGUAACACACCCGAGGCAGACGAGACCAUCAUCGACCCCAACAUCCUGUCCCUCAACAUCCUGUCUGCUGGCUACAUAAGGCCCUCUUAUGAUGACAGUGUGUCCUUGGGAAUUGACCAUAGGACGUUUUACCGCUUCGAGGCGGCGUGGGACAGCUCCAUGCACAAUUCUCUUCUGCUGAACCGGGUCACACCUUACGGAGAGAAAAUCUACAUCACCCUCUCGGCGUACCUGGAGAUGGAGAACUGCUCUCAGCCUACGGUCAUCACCAAGGACUUCUGCAUGGUGUUCUAUUCCAGGGAUGCAAAGCUUCCCGCGUCCCGGUCCAUCCGCAACCUCUUCAGCACCGGAGUCCUCAGACCCUCCGAGAGUAAUCGUGUGACUGGAGUUUAUGAGCUCAGUCUGUGUCACCUGGCAGAUGCUGGGAGUCCAGGCAUGCAGAGGAGGCGUAGACGGGUGCUGGACACCUCAGUGGCGUACGUCCGUGGGGAGGAGAACCUGGCCGGCUGGAGGCCACGCAGUGACAGCCUGAUCCUAGACCAUCAGUGGGAGCUGGAGAAGCUCAGUCUCCUGCAGGAGGUUGAGAAGACGAGGCACUACCUGCUGUUGAGAGAGAAGCUGGAAGCCUCUCUGCUGUUUGGUCAAGACACUCUGUGCAGUAAAGACUUGAUGGAGUCGCCCAAAGCGCUCAGUCCCUGCCUCAACCCAGCAGGCGGCCUGGGCCUGGACAGCCCCAACGAAAGGCAGAAGGAGCUGGCUGCCAAGUGUCUGCGACUGCUCAUGCACACCUUCAACAGGCAGUACAGCCAGGUGAGCAGCAGUGCCAGUGAGAGCAAGCUGUCAGAGAUGUCGGCAUCCCUGCUGAGAGACGGCUCCUCCUCCACUCUGAGCACACUGACUCCCUCUACUACCUGCCCGUCACUGGUGGAAGGUCACUAUAGCAACCCUGACCUCAGAAGUGCAGAGGUUCACUCUGGGGCCUCCAGCCCUGAUCUGGAUCCGUUCAGCCCUGAGGAGAGAAAGCCCCGGACCUGCACCUUCGUCCCCAACAUCCAGGAGAUCCGUGUUAGUCCCAUCGUGUCAAAGAAAGGUUACCUGCACUUUCUGGAGCCGCACACGUCUGGCUGGGUGAAGCGCUAUGUGGUGGUCCGGCGGCCCUAUGUCUACCUGUACCGCAGCGAGAGGGACAGCGUGGAGAGAGCCGUCAUUAACCUGUCUUCUGCACAGGUGGAGUACAACGAGGACCAGCAGACCAUCCUGAGGGCUCCAAACACAUUUGCCGUUUGCACUGAGCACCGUGGCAUUCUCCUCCAGGCCAGCAAUGACAAAGAAAUGCACGACUGGCUGUACGCCUUCAACCCACUGCUGGCUGGAACCAUCAGGUCUAAGCUCUCCAGGAAAAAAUCAGCUCAGACGAGGAUGUGAGGAAAGAACAACAUCCUGUGAUAAAAAUGGAAACCCGACAGGCUCCUGUGGUGUAAAUAGAUCAUGUGAAGAGCGCCCCCUGCCUGCCACCCUCAAUACUGCCUCCUGCCUGUCUCCCUCCAACCACUGUAUGUGUGUGUGGUGUGAGUGUGUAUGAGCACAUGGGUGUGUGCACGUAUGUGUGUGUGUCAAACCUGCUUUAGCAAAGUGGUAACUUUGUCAGUUCAUAAGUACUGUAACUCUCCAUAAUUCAACCCCUUAGACUACUUAUUAGCUUAUUAGUGAUUAUUAUAGGAAACAGCAUCAUACAAAAGCCCCCAUUUUAAAAUGUAAAGAGUUUAGCCGCUGUGUAAAACGCACCGCCGUGCUCUGCCUAUGUAUGUGCUUCUGCAGGUUAGAUGUCCAGUGCUUUUUCCCUGAGCUUCUGUAGAGUCCUGUUGUUUUGAUCGCACUAUUGCACUGCGAGACAGUACAGAGCUGCUUUGUUACUAAGCUUUUUUAUGUUUUGGGUGGAGUAGGACUAGAUACAGUGGCGUGAAGGUUCAGCCUGAACGAGGAUCUGCCAUCAAGAAAACAAUCAAGUCCAAAAAAGAAGCGUCUUAAACUUUUACCAUCAUUAUUAACAGAGUUUAAUAUGUAACAUCUUUUUUUUAAAUUUAUAUUAUGCUUCAUGUUUAUUUAUUCACUAAUCUUAAUAUAUUUUAAACAGUUUUUUUCAGUUUAAGAAGACGUUUUCCACAUUGCACUUUUGAAUCUGAUCUUUGAUCAUUCAUCAAGCCUGAUACACUUUAUUUGUUAGUUAAAUUAAUUAAUAAGUUAAUUUGCACAAGAACUUUUGGCUGCUAAACUCUGAUUUCAUUGUUUUAGUUUAUGCACAUUCAUAACACUGACAAAUUGAAAGUAGGUUACAGCAUCUGGACAAAGAGGGAUUUAGAGUUAUAUUGCAUUUAACAAUUAAUAGCUAAGUUAUAAAAUUGUCAGAAAUAUAUUUAUGGCAUAACUCUUGCAAUACUGGGUUUGCAUUUACUUUCAGAGCAGGUUAUCAUUGAUGGCAGACGUGUUUACUGCAUUCUUGGCUUUUACACAGACGCUGCAGGUCGUAUCUACCUUUGCUGAAGGAAAUAAUUGAGAUGAUCUCUCACCUGAUGCAACAAUUGGCCCUGAGCCUUUUUCUAGAUCCAAUUUCAGUGUUACAGUUUUGGAAUGAGAAACCCACGUUUCCCUCUGAAUACAUGCAGCAAGUCCUACCUAAGCAGGCAGUUCUAUUUAAACCAAACUGAAAAUGACUUAUUGCACCAGGGGGUUCACCAGGAGGUGUGAGGAUGGAACUCACGACCCUAAUGUUAGUAGUCGGGAGCGCCAGGGGCAUGAACCACCUGGUGGACGCUAGAGGACAGCCUUAAGUGCAGAGCAACAGAGGGUCGGGAACAAAGGUGAAACUCAGAAAAGAAAUAAAAGACACUAAAAGCCAGGAAAUCAAACUAUAAAGGGAGAAUGAAUUAAAAGGGGAACGCAAUAACCAAGGAAAGUAACUGGUCACAGGGGAAUGUUGAACCCUCAAAAAGGGGAUAAUGUCCAUGCUGACUAAAGACUUAAAAGGAUGACCCACACUACGAGCUCCCCAAAACUGAAUCCAAAAAACUCCCUUCUUUAAUCGCACCCUCACCUCUCCCUAAAGUGAGACUCACUCGAGACUUUUUUUAUAUACUUACGGUGGAGAACAAUUUGAGAAAAGCAACGACUCGAAACUCGAGACAGAUACCGAGGUUACUGGCUGAGUCAGAGCAACGUGCCCAUUGCCCCCUGAACUCAAGACUGAGCAGCGAGCAGCGUGUAAGCACCCCUUAAGUAGGGUGCCCACAGCUGCUACCGCACAGCCCUAAUUACUCAGUCCUGACCCUUCCGCCUCUUCUAGUGGCCGGAGGUGGCCUGGCAGAUUGCCUGGACGUUACAUUUAUUUAACGCAGCUUGUGUUUAGCUUUAAGAAUGAAGACCAUUUCUGCCAUUUAUGGUCCUUUAACUUGCCUCUGGAAUGAAAUGAACUGAUAAACAGAAAGAAAUGUGAUGAUGUGAAGAUUAUAGCUACAUAUCAUAGACGUCCCGCCACAGGCUCUUGCAUUGAGCGUGUUGAUCCAACUAAAACCUGCUUGUGUUGUAGCACAGUGGUGGAGAAUGACCAGCCAGUCAUUUCUAUGUUUGUUGCGGAGUAAUAACACUGCUAGGUUGUACGCCUUGGGCCAGCCAACCCACAGAGCUCUAACCUAAAAACCACAGACACAAGCAGGUUUUAAAGUGACUGGAAAACUCUCUGUCGCCGGUGUCAAUACACUGCAGUGCAAACAUAGCCUACUUCAGCAAGAUCUUCAUUUGUGCACUCAGAAAUGAGAAGAUGAGUUGUUCAGUGCGAAAGGCCUUCUGGCGAUGCCUCUCGGUGCUCCGAUCAAGUACUGUCCAUUCCUUUUUUUUUGUCCAUUUGAUAAAGCUAUAUGUGACGGCAUGCUGUAUAUAGUUAUUCGACUGUUUGAAUCUAAUGCAUCGAAGCUCAUUUACCUCCGUACAGUAUAUCAGUAGCAUUUACAUAAGAAUACUAGUUAGGACAUACUGUAUUGUAUUAUUUUGUCGGACUGAGGAAACACCAUGACUCAUGCACGCAAACCCUCGAACUGCUCUCGACAGAAAGGAUGCAGGAGUGCAGUAUAUCAGAAUAUUACCGUACAUCAACAUACGUCACAUACUGUAACAAACAGGACAUCUGGAGAUUGUUGUUAAAUACUGUAAGUGGUCUCUCUCUCUCUCUCUCUCUCUCUCUCUCUCUCUCUCUCUCUCUCUCUCUCUCUGUUUCUCUCUAUAUAUCUUUCUCCUCCUCUCACUGGACUCUGUUAAUACUGCAUUUCAAAAAAACAUCUAGAACAUCCUUCAUUCCUGGGCUCAUUCAUUCAGAUCUUGCAGUAUGAAUCAACACUCCAGGGCACGUCCUGCCAACUAAAGCGCAUCUACUGUAACUGCUUCGACAUUUCCGCCGUGUAUAUAAACCAAACUGUGGACGGUCUGGUACGUAACCUCUUUAUACCGUGAGUGGAUAGGCCGUAGUGUACUCAGUGCUCAAGUUCUUUGAGUGUUGGACCUGUGUCUCCUAAUGUCUGUGGACACUUAACACUUUGUUGGACGUGAAAUAAAUGUGCGACACUGUCAUAAA
Messenger RNA from Colossoma macropomum (tambaqui), 8737 nucleotides. It is a transcript of the gene kif1ab, whose product is annotated as kinesin family member 1Ab. Bases 196 to 5541 code for a protein of 1781 amino acids. Gene Ontology annotation, biological process: microtubule-based movement. Gene Ontology annotation, molecular function: microtubule binding; microtubule motor activity; ATP binding. The record is from RefSeq and is a predicted model, not a curated record. Lineage: Eukaryota; Metazoa; Chordata; Actinopteri; Characiformes; Serrasalmidae. The transcript has 49 exons.